UAAAAACACAACGUCAUUCUUAAAUUCACGAUUUAUCUAUUUUAAAUUUCCCGCUUAGUCCCGCGUGUCACAAAUGUUCGCGCUCUCGCUUUUUCUACAGAUUUCCGGGCUGGCUGGUGGCCAUAUUGUUUUAUUACGCAUUUCGGUCGUAGCUCCCACGUGUCCAAGUAUUGAAGUUUCGCAUUAAAUAAUUUAAUUACUUGAAAUACAUAGAUCGAUUGAUCUCGAUUAGUGUUAUUGCGUCCAGUGCAGUCAGUGCAGUUAGUGUUGUACGCAGUCAUUACGUCAUUCUCACGAUAUAUUCGGACUUCAAUAAUCAACCGACUGAUCAGAAUUGGUUCUGCCGGUUACAUCUACACAAUCUAUAGAAACAUGCCGUUGCCCUACGCUGUUGUAUCUUUUUCAAAUGAUGAUUCUGACGAUGAACAAGUGACAUCUGAGGUCCCGAGUUGUUGGUUAACUCCCAACAAUACAAAAUGCUGGUGGCCUAAGACAAAAAACAUAAGUGCAUUCAUGGUUAAAAAAGUAUUGCCCGAUACUGAAGAUCCUAAGUGGGAAUUGUACGACGUCAUAUUCGAAAACUAUUUUGAUUUGAUGGCAACCCUGAUUAACAGCAGAGAUAGUGAGAGUUUGGAAAAAGCCAGAAAAAAAGCUGAGAGUAUUUCAUCAAGUGAUGAACAAAAUAUACCAGAUAGAAAACGGAUUCAAAGAAAAAAGAAAUCUAUGUCACAAAAAAAAAUUAUUGGAAAUUCAGACAGCGAACAAGAAAUGUCAUGCAGAAACAUGCUUAAAAAAAUUCCUGAUCUACCACAUAAUUACGUCACUAACAACAGCAUGCAGUUCGAUAUUGAAAAUAUUCCUGUUAUUUAUGAAGAGACCGAUGAACCAAAAGGUUAUCCAUUAACACAAACUAACAUGACUUUUGACUGUCAGGCACCCACAUCAAAGAAAUCAGACUCCAUUUCAAUUAGAACACUGAAUUGCAGUCCAGUAAAGACGUUUUGUGCGUUUACAAUGACAUCAUCAACCGAUAAGCCUCACGAAACAUUAACACAAAAUGAUUCACUUAAAACCACACGCAACGUCCCAAAAGUGUUAUCGCAGCAAGUACUUACCAAAGCUCCAAUUGAAACAGAGCAGAGAUUACUUGUAGCACCAAGUUCAUCACUACCAGUAUAUGAUGCAAUAACUACCUCUUUGCCAUUGUACACAUCUAACAGAUCAGAUGCGUAUACACAAGAUAGGUCCGAGUCUUUGGUACGAAUUAUUGAAGAUAAUUUUAAUAAAUUAUUCAAAAAAGUUGCUGAAAUAGCAGUAGAGGUAAAAUCUUUGACAGCAAGUUUGAAUAAAUUACAAACAAGAUUUCAUGAUGACACCGACACCCCUGCAAGUGCUGAACUGCUCAUGAUCACAGAUUCGUUACCAUUUCCUACAAUUGAUAAACUGAAGGACUUUGAAUACCAAUUGGAAAUAAAUGCUACCCUAAAAUCUAGUGUGGGAUCAUAUUUCAAACGAAUUGGAGGUAGCGGAGCAAAAGAUACUACAUUGCGUAUUCUUCGAAGAGUUUUCUCAAAUGCAGUGGCUCAGAAUUGUUCCUGGUUGGGCCUACGUGAUAAUUUUUCAGUCCAAAAUUUGGCUAUAAUAAAGAUCACCAAAGAUCUAUUUUUAUUUCCUAGAUGCAGUAAUGGUGAAUUAUAACAUGACGGACAAAGAAUUUGAAGAAACUUGCAGUGAGUGGUUCCGUCAAGGAAAACAAAGAUUUAUCAGAGAAGAGAAGGCGAAGGCCAAAGCACGAGCAUAGAGGAAGCACGAGCAAUCGCACAAGUUCAUACUGUAAAUUAACCACAGUUCAACGAAUUGGAGUCAAUCUUAUAUUUAAUUUCAAUUUAUUCUUGUUUUACAACUUACAUCUGUACUGGCUCAAGUUAAUUCAUGAUACUCACCUACAAACUGCAAUUCAUAUAGAUUUUUAAGUUCAUUUGAUAGCUUUCAUACCUUCAUAUAUCUUAAUCUUAAAUAGUUUGAAGCUAAUUUCAUACCUCGAAUGUUUACGGUGCAGUAGUUUCACAUCAAAACCACAAUUGUAUCAUGUUUACCAUGUACUUUGUGGUUUUGUAGUAAAACUCCAUACUAACAGUAUAAAUAUUGUCCCACUUUCCGGUGAUGUGAGCAACAUAUUCGACAUGGAGUUGGAUAGAAAAAUUAUAAACAAACUACACGGAAAAAUGAUAUAACGGUAGUUACCUUGCGAAGCCACUAUAUAUAGCCUAUACGUUCAUUUUGAAUUUACGUAUUUUUGAAAGGAUUCCAAUUCUUGUUUUAUCGCGAAAUAUAAUACCAUAUAAUACAGCCACAAGUUACAUUACAGGCACAUCAGUGUUGACUUGAUUCCACAUAGGUUAUCUAUGUACCUAAGUAAUUUUUUGUUUAGUUCCGUAUACGUUUCAUAACGUAAAAGUCAGA
This is a messenger RNA of Neodiprion virginianus, 2463 nucleotides long. RefSeq lists its product as uncharacterized. Bases 373 to 1698 code for a protein of 441 amino acids. The record is from RefSeq and is a predicted model, not a curated record. The transcript is spliced from 12 exons. Lineage: Eukaryota; Metazoa; Arthropoda; Insecta; Hymenoptera; Diprionidae.